Messenger RNA from Adineta ricciae, 921 nucleotides. Lineage: Eukaryota; Metazoa; Rotifera; Eurotatoria; Adinetida; Adinetidae. The record is from the annotation of a GenBank genome assembly.
AUGGGCACUAAAAAACCAACACUUACUGAAGAAAAGCCUUUUACAACUGACACGAGUUAUGACGACCUUACUAUAUACCUAGCUGAAAAAUCUUGUGGAGAAAAUCAAAAUCAAAAUGCAAUGUCUAGCUAUGCAAAUAUUGAUAGAGGAACAGUAAAUCUAAAUGAGGCUUUGCAUCUAACUGGCACUCUCACUACGAAGCCAUUGGUAUUAACAAAGGAAUUGGAAUCUCUCUAUGAUGCUCGUUAUAAAACAGACUAUUUUCCUCGUGGUGGUAAGAAGGUUGGCAAACCUCAAGCCCCACGUUACAUUCGUACAAUAGACAAUGAAUCAAAGAUCACUAUCCAACUUCCACAAGGGUAUGGGAUUCCAGCAGAUCCUGAAAACUAUUUUCUUGAAGUGUCCCUCGUAACUGUCAAUCGAGGAGCUGGUCACCACUGGCAUGUGUACCAAUUUCAAUUACAUCAUACUGAUCAAAAUGUUCGAGAUGAUAAUCCUGUCGUCAUGCCUAUAACUGCGGAAAAUUAUCAAAAAGGCGAAAUUGAAAUCGAACUAGUCGUUAUCAAAACACGGAAAGAUCACCUGAGGCAAGUUUUGUCCCUAAAUCCAUUUGUGCAAGAACCAAAUCUAGAAUUGACAGAGGGUUGUAAAACGAUCGAGGAUCUUGAAAGCAGAUACAAUCUCUUAUGUGCACAGGUCGCAUUUUCCAUUGUUUAUCAAAUGUCAGAUGGUAGUUUUGUUCGAUAUCCAAGUACGACAGUCAUCUCCAAUGAAAUCGUUGAAAAAAAGCCAAAUCCUACUGAUGAGAUCACAUGCCCCCAUUGCUCCGGAACUUUGAGCAUUAAAGAACAGAAGAAAGCACAGAGAAAGCGACCUUCAGCUGCACCAAGUGCAUCAACAAAGAAGGGUCGUGGAGUUUAA